AUGAUUGACGAUACCUUUAUGUUGAUGAAUUACAUUGGAAAGGGAGGAAGCUCCAAGGUCUUCUUAGUCAAGGAUUGACGAGGCCAGAAGGUCGUACUCAAGGUGAUCAGGAAAGAUAAGAGAUAUAUGCGUGAAGACGCAGAGAGAAUGCUCUUUAAGGAACACUCAGUUCUUCAGAAGCUACAGUCUCAUCCAAAUAUAAUUAACUCUUAUGGAGUUAAAGUUGAUGGAAUUGCAAUAAUGGAAGAGGAAAAAGAAGACAUUAUGUACGGCAUACUUGAGCAUGCAAAGCAUGGUUCAAUCGCCAACUUCAUUAGGUAUACUGGGGGCAUUGAAGAAGACAUUGCUAAGUUCUUCAUGCUUCAAACUUGCAAUGCAAUUGAGUUUAUUCACCAGCAAGGAUAUGCUCAUCUAGACAUUAAGCUGGAGAAUAUCUUACUCGAUGAGUUCUUUAACAUAAAGGUCGCAGAUAUGGGCGCAUCUAUUAAUGUUCAAGAAACUCUUGGGUGGACAGAUAAAAGGAGAGGGACGAAAUACUAUAUGGCCCCUGAAGUAGCUUCUAAGUCACCAAAAGCUAGCUAUGAUGCAUUUAAAGCUGACAUUUUUUCAUUAGGAAUCUCUUUGUUUGUGUUAUUGAUAGGUGAGUUCCCAAACCUUGGGAAAUUAAGAGACUUCUCAUCUACAGAAGGAAGUGAAGAAAGCUCGAGUUUGCUACAAAGACAGGACCACAAUCUAGGGACUCUGAAAAGAUUUAAGAACCUUAGUCCAGAUCUUCAAACCUUGAUUAAAUCAAUGACAGAUGCUAAUCCUGAGAAUAGGCCAACAAUAUCUGAAAUCCUCGAAAAUUCAUGGCUCUGAGAAGUAUUUUCAGAAAAAUUUCGAGAAGAAGUUCAUUCAGAAAUGAAUGCGAGGAAAGAAUUCAUGCUAGACUCCUCAUUUUAAUUACAAUCAGAUGGGCAAUGUGCUCCAUCUGGGUCUAACCUUAACUAAAUUCAUAUAUCAUAACAAUGUUUUAAAUAAAAAGAUGUUAACCUUUACGAUUUUAUGGCUAGUUUAAAGUUGCGGAUUUUCUUGAGUCGGCAGGAAAUGAUCAACUAGAGGCUCCUCUCUAACUUAAAAUAGAAGCUUCCUUCAUUCCUUGGGUUUUCAGAUGAGUAGAAAAUGGUAGAUUAUUUUGUUUCAUAUAAAUUCAAAUUUAAAUAUUUUCUUGAAAUCCGAAAGUAGAGUUUGGUUGCAUAUUAUUAAGUAAUACAUUUGAAGAGACUUUAUAAGCAAUUCACAUAAUCUCCAGAAGUAGACCAUACUGAUAUGGUAAUUCAUCUUUCAAAGACUCUUGGCCAAGUUUACAUUCAUAGUACUCUUAAAAAUUCCCCCAGAUUUCCUUCCCUGAGUGAACCUCAUGCCUACCAAUUCUCAUCCAAAAUCUCCCAAAACUCCCUUCAAACCUAAUUUUAUCUUAAAAAUCUAUUUUUUCCACCUGGCAGUCAGUUUUUGUCCCAAUUCUGGCAGUAAUUUCUGUGAGUUAUUAACCUCAGCAGAUGGAUCUUAUAUAGGUGAUAAAGGAUUUAGAAAUUUUUGGAAGGUGUUAAGUAAGAGAAGGUGGAAGGAAGUGGAAGAUCUGAGGGUUUGAGGAGAUUUAGGAGGGUUUUGAGGAGUUUUGAGGGGGUUUAGGGAAAGAUGGGGGGUUUUGGGUGAAAUUUAAAUUUUUUUGUGG
This is a messenger RNA of Moneuplotes crassus, 1714 nucleotides long. NCBI's taxonomy places the organism in Eukaryota, Ciliophora, Spirotrichea, Euplotida, Euplotidae. The record is from the annotation of a GenBank genome assembly.